AUGGCCAUCGCUGCAAUCGGCCAAAUUUGCUCGACAGCAUCCCUCGCUCACAACCUGGAGCAAUGUGUCCGACUUGUUGCUAAAGCAGCAGCUAGCAAUGCGAAGGUCCUCUUCCUCCCCGAGGCAGCUGAUUAUAUUGCAUCUACUCCUCAAGAAUCGCUUGCACUCGCGCUUCCGCAAGACGAGUCUCCAUUCGUCAUCGGCCUUCAAGACGCUGCACGGAAGCAUUCUCUCGCUGUUAAUGUCGGAAUCCACGUGGCUGCAGAUGGCAUAUCCUCUAAGCUGCUGAAUAGGUCCCUCUGGAUCAACUCUGACGGCACAAUUAACCACGCUGCCACCUACGACAAACUCCAUCUCUUUGACUAUGGCUCCCUCCGCGAGUCGGCCACCGUCCGGCCCGGCACCGCGCUAACGGCGCCGUUCGCCAGUCCUCUCGGGUUGAACAUUGGCUCACUCAUCUGCUUCGACCUACGCUUUCCGGAGCCCGCCUUGGCUCUGGCCCAACCGGGUGCUGGGAGCCCAUUUGCUGCAACCAAGGCGCACGUGCUCCUCUAUCCAUCUGCCUUCACACCACGGACAGGACGUGCUCAUUGGGAGGUCCUGUUACGUGCCCGAGCCAUCGAGACGCAGAGCUGGGUCGUAGCAGCGGCGCAGGUCGGACGGCACAACGGGAAAAGAAGCAGCUACGGACAGAGCCUAGUCGUCGACCCCUGGGGCAGCGUCAAGCUCGAGUUGGGAGGGAUCGAUAGCGAGGGCACUGCCGAAGAGGGCGCUGAAGGGGCAAUUGGAUUUGUUGACAUUGACAUGGAGGUUGUGUACAAGGUGAGAGAGGAGAUGCCUCUGGCAAGACGAACGUGA
Verticillium alfalfae VaMs.102 is the source of this 858-nucleotide messenger RNA. RefSeq names its product nitrilase and fragile histidine triad fusion protein NitFhit. Lineage: Eukaryota; Fungi; Ascomycota; Sordariomycetes; Glomerellales; Plectosphaerellaceae. Gene Ontology annotation, molecular function: hydrolase activity, acting on carbon-nitrogen (but not peptide) bonds, in linear amides. The transcript has 2 exons. The record is from RefSeq and is a predicted model, not a curated record. Bases 1 to 858 code for a protein of 285 amino acids.